Adineta ricciae is the source of this 357-nucleotide messenger RNA. NCBI's taxonomy places the organism in Eukaryota, Metazoa, Rotifera, Eurotatoria, Adinetida, Adinetidae. The record is from the annotation of a GenBank genome assembly.
AUGAACAGACGAGUAAUUCGAUGGUGGAACGAAAGUCAACAAGAAAUUCUCAUUGAUAAUGUGUCAUGUCAUGGUUUAGCGAUGGAUAAAGAUGGAUAUCCUUAUGUUUCUGAUUGGAAGAAACAUGAAGUGAGAAAAUGGAAAAUGGGCGAAGGAAAAUUAGUUGCUGGCGGAAAUGGUCGAGGAAAUAAUCUGAAUCAAUUGUAUCAUCCCGAAAGAGUGAUUGUUGAUAAAUGCGGAGGAAAGGGGUCAAACCAAUUGUCGUAUCCUCCCGGCUUAUCAUUCGAUGCUGAGGGAAAUCUUUAUAUUGUUGAUUUUGGAAAUGUACGAAUUCAAAAAUUUGACUUAGUUUGUUAA